AUGGAGGGUAAGGUGCGCGAACUUUCUCUUCACGUUUACGGUUGUCGGGUAAUUCAAAAAGCAAUUGAGACUUUCGACGAAGAAACCCAGCUGAACAUAAUGAAGGAGCUCAAAGACUCUGUUCUUGAGUGUGUCAAGGACCAAAACGGUAACCACGUAGUGCAAAAGUGCAUCGAACGGGUUCCACCUCAACAUCUCCAAUUUAUUGUAGAUGCCUACAAGGGAAAUGUUCUUGCGCUUUCGACGCACUCUUAUGGUUGUCGGGUGAUUCAACGUAUUCUUCAAUACUGCACACCAGAACAGGUGGAUCCUAUUUUUGAAGAGCUAUAUGCUUGCGCCAACUCUCUCUUCGAAGACCAAUAUGGAAACUAUGUUAUACAACAUAUACUAGAGAAGGGUACAAGAGAUCAGAAGAGUCGCAUAAUUGGUCUUCUUAAAGGCCGUGUCGUCGCUCUUUCUAUGCACAAGUUCGCUAGUAACGUCGUCGAGAAGGCCGUUUCGAACAGUACAACUCAGGAACGUCAGGAGCUGACCAGUGAAGUUCUUGUUGACAAUAAUCACCAACAGUGGAAUUCAAGUGAAUCUAUGGAAUGCAAGGACAUGAUAACAGCUACGGACAACUCAGUUCUGUGGAGUAUGAUGAAGGAUCAAUACGCCAAUUAUGUCAUCCAAAAGAUGCUUGAAGAGGCCGACUCCAAGUUGCGUCAAGAGUUGAUGAAACGUAUUCAACCCUAUCUCAGUAGCCUACGUCAAUUCAACUACGCUAAGCAUAUUAUCAGUAAGGUGGAGAAGUACACAUUGAGGACCUUUGGCAACUCCUCAGUUGAUAAUGUUGCAGCGAUGCUUUCAAAUGCUGAUUUGAAUUCGGACGUUCUUACUUCGGACGACGAUGAGGAGAUAAAAAUAAUAGGAGCUCAGCAUCAAGAACUCGUCAAGGAAGACAGGAAUGGGAAUCCAUGA
This is a messenger RNA of Rodentolepis nana, 960 nucleotides long. The record is from the annotation of a GenBank genome assembly. Lineage: Eukaryota; Metazoa; Platyhelminthes; Cestoda; Cyclophyllidea; Hymenolepididae.